Molecule: messenger RNA, 666 nt
Organism: Schizophyllum commune H4-8
Lineage: Eukaryota; Fungi; Basidiomycota; Agaricomycetes; Agaricales; Schizophyllaceae
Exons: 3
Coding region: 1-666 (221 amino acids)
Source: RefSeq, a predicted model, not a curated record
AUGAACUGGCGAUGCGCGCGUCGCAUGUCGGGGCAUCGUCUGCGGUUUGAGCUUCUCGACGAAGAGCGAACCAGGACCAUGCGCGAAGUGUACGCAUCGAGAGUUCACGAGAGUCCAGCAUACAAGGACGAGGGAGAUGUGCAGUGCGCACACUGCGACGCCCGCUUCACGCGAAUGGAAGGACUCCGGGGCCAUCUUGCGCAUGAACAUGCUAUCGAGGACAUGACGAAGAAGGACUACGUCCUGGGCGUCGAGUUUGAUGACUCAAAGGGUGGCUAUGCCAUAUUACCAGACAAAAACGACAGAUGGAAGAACACUAGAGUCAUCGAAGAUCUCGAUGGGUCGUACGGCGAGCUUGAGCGGCUUCCUAAAGGAGUGCGGUUCGACGAUGACGACUCCUUGGAUGGCUAUCCGGCCGAUGGUGGCAACGACAUUGACCACAGCGAGAGUGGCGGGGACGGAGACAGCGGUGAUGAUCACGUCGUGAACGACGGGGAUGAAGAAGGCGAAGAAGGUAAGGGAGAAGAAGCUGUAGGGGACGGAGACGGAGAUGAAAGUGACGGUGUUCCCGCUGGGCUCAGCCAGCAGCUUAUGUCUGUGUUCUCCAUUACGCACGCUGCGUACAUCGACCAUGACAUGGAGGAUACGGACAACGUCGAAGAUUGA